CCCAAGAAUAGGGAUUUAUAACAGUGAUGAUUACUGCUGUUUUCCCAGCACCUAGAACAUAGUAAAUAUUCAAAAGAAAUGAUUGAAUCGAUAAAAUUCUAUUACAUCUUUAUUUACAUAAUGCAAUGGACAUUUUAAAAAUUGAUGUGAUUUAUGUGUAAUGACCUGGGGAAAUGCCCAUGAUAUAUUAUUAAAUGAUACAAGCAAGUCACAAAGUAAAGUGUGACUUCAUUUUUGUUUUUUUUUUUUUUAAAGGACAGAAAAGAAAGAACAAGAUUAUAUGUAAAACAUAUUUGUGUAGGCACAGAAAAAUUCUCGAAAUGACGUCCAACAGAGUGUUAACAUUGUUAACAGAGGGAUGGAAUUGAAAGGAUGGAGGGGAAGUUACUUUUUUCUUUUCACAUUUCUGCAUUGUUUAACCUUCUUGGAAGGAAUUGUUUGUGCAAGCCCUUAGCUCAAACCAAACUAGACUUUACUAUGGGAAAGUCAGUAGGCUCGAAUCCGCACACACAUCAGGGAACAGUGAGCUUGAUACUGUUACGUAUUCUUUGUACAGCAUUGGUUUGUUGCCUUUUUAAAAGUAUCUGUUGAACACGGGUAAAUUUUGCUCCUCGCCUCUCGGUAGUCGCUCGGCCUGUUCUUUCCAGCAGGUAUUUCUCCUGCAGAACCUGCCGGCUGGCCCCCGCCCUUAUCUCUGGACUGCUUUGGAACCAGCGCAGCUUCUGUGGGGCAGCUACUGUGUGCACGCUCGACCUUUGCCACCCUCCGCGCUGAUGGGAACUGGAGGAGGAUGUGGUUUAGACACAAUGUGGCCCAAGCGUCCUUGUUUCCUGAAUAUACCCCAAAGUACAGUCCCAUCUCCAGUUUUGAAAGAAUUCCCCGAGAAACGGGGCUUGAGUGGAGCGGGUGGAGGUGAGAGGGGAAGAUGAGGUGUUGGAGAAGCCCGGAGCAUGGGGCCUCUAUUAAUAUUAACUUUUAUUAAGACUUGGCCUUUCUUUCCCCGGGGUUUCACAAAGCAGGAAGUCAAGGGCAGUGGAACAGGGAAGGGAAUUGGCAGGAAGAGAAGACCUUGAGUAAAUUAUUUAGCUGUGACACGAGAUUAAGAGUGAUCCCACCCUCCUCCCUGCCCCACACACCCUAAAGUGGGCCCAGGUUGGGGAGCAGCGCUCCAGCCGCCACUAAUCAUGGAAGCCCAGAGGCGAAAUCAGGUUCCCGGGGACCUGGAAAAUUGCUGGAGUCUGGUGAGGGGCAAAUCAGGAAGUGUCUUUAUCGGAGAUGAGAUGGAACCCGGCUUUGGGGCGCAACCGGGCUCUGGGGGAGACUGCGUUUGCCCAGGUGGCGGGCCGCGCCUUCCGGUGGCUGCGAAGAGAAGGAGCGGAGGUUUCAAGAGCCACAGCGCCUCCGCGAGAGUGGAAAGGAGUAGAGUCGCUCGCGCCUGUUGUGCAAGACGACUCCCCGGGAGACCCACCCGCAGCCCCGCGCCCUUGGCCGGGAGGCCAGGAAAGGCACCGAGGCGGCCGAGAAGGUCCGCGGGGUACCACUCAGCCCCUCCUGCGGCGUCUCCGGCUGCUCCUGCUCAGCCUCCCGCUGCCCGCCCUGAGUCCCAGUUCUCAGAUCGGCCGCAGAGCUGGGGACAGAGGCCGCGGGGUCCCGGACGCUUCGCCCGCUCAGCUGGAGCAGCAGCGCCCCCUGCCGGGGAUCUCGCGCAGGCGAGACAGGCCAGACGCCGGAGGCCGCGGGCGGCGGCCCCUCUGAGGGGCGGAACACAACAGAGCUCCCUUUGCGCGUUCCGAAAAUCAGAUCCCUCGGGCCUGGUACCACCAUCGCCGGCCCAGGUCGUCCAGCUACGACAGGUCGAAGGCCAGUGCUCCAGGCGUUCUUCGCGAGGUGGCUUUGGCGCUCGCGGCCCAGGUUCCCCUCACCUCCGCGCCGUAGUUAACGCGCGCCUUUUGAAAAGCACGGCGUCUUCAGGUAUAAGGACAAAAACAACCGCGGACACCACACUGUUCGAAAGGGGAAAAAUAAAGUGCCCGGAAUCUCAGGGCGCGACUUCCGGGGCGACGGGCGGCGGCGGAGAGGCGCUCCCAGAGCUUCCCACCCGGCAGGAGGCCGCGGCGCCGGGACCUCGCCUGCCCCCACCGUGCGCCACCCCUCGGGAGACGCCGCAAAUCUCUCCAGAGAGCCCCAGGCCGCCGCGGAGACCCAGCAAGGACGGGCAGCCGGCCGAGACCGGCCGCCUGGGGCAACAGCAGCGGGACACGAGCCCCCGGGCGCCCGCUGGGAGCACGGGGAGGCACUGGGCUCAGGGAAGCUGCGCUCCCAGUGGCCUUGGGGGAGGGUCAAGAAGCCCGGGCCCCGCGGCGGGCGGGAGUGGACGCGACUGGUCCGCGUAGGCCGCAGGGGUAGGGGCGGAUCGCUGCUACCUGAGCUCCAUCUGCUCUGAUGGUUGGGGUAGAUCCGCGGAGAUGCCUGAAUACCAGGCCCAGCGCUUCCCCAAGCUGUGUUGUAGACAACGGGCCCGUUUGGGCAUGAACAAAGAAAAAGUUUCAUCCAUUUUUCUGUCUGAGACAUUCAAAGACUCAAAUCUAGACAAUAGGUUCUCUGAGGUAGAAGUGUGGCGGGGGCGGGGCGGGUGGGAGUACACUAAAAGUUAGGGUGAGGAGCUUGCUUCUUGCCUAUUUUGUCUGACUACAGAUUUGCAAAAGGAGCACCCGGCUUUACUCAGUAAUACCAAGCCCUCCUAGAAACUUACCCACUGAACAGCUUCACAUGGCAUGAUCAUUUGAUGAAUCGCUUUUUAGUUUCCCGUUCCGGACAAAUAUCCACCCAAGAGAACCAAUCAUAACACUGGGUGUAUUAAUACAUGUCAAGACUCUCAUUUCUCUGUAGACAUGAUAAGUAAAUGUCAAUUGUUGGUUUUCUGUAGACUUGUGAUCACCCCCAAGAACUGUCAUUUUCCAGUUACCAGAAUCUGAAUCAUUGUCUAAUGUGCUAUGUGUAUAACAAUAUAUCACUAAGAGCGA
Messenger RNA from Macaca mulatta (Rhesus monkey), 3023 nucleotides. The record is from RefSeq and is a predicted model, not a curated record. NCBI's taxonomy places the organism in Eukaryota, Metazoa, Chordata, Mammalia, Primates, Cercopithecidae.